Messenger RNA from Paramacrobiotus metropolitanus, 1777 nucleotides. Its product is annotated as max-like protein X. The transcript has 7 exons. Gene Ontology annotation, biological process: regulation of transcription by RNA polymerase II. NCBI's taxonomy places the organism in Eukaryota, Metazoa, Tardigrada, Eutardigrada, Parachela, Macrobiotidae. The record is from RefSeq and is a predicted model, not a curated record. Gene Ontology annotation, molecular function: RNA polymerase II cis-regulatory region sequence-specific DNA binding; protein dimerization activity; DNA-binding transcription factor activity, RNA polymerase II-specific. The coding region runs from base 426 to 1523 and encodes 365 amino acids. Gene Ontology annotation, cellular component: nucleus.
GCCACUUGCUGCAGUGCGAGCUCUGUUGUUCUUGUAAUUGUUUACAGUUUACCACACCUUACAAGGUCAUUUUCGUACAUAGCAGCAGGAGCGUUAUUGUAUGGUGUUAUAUUAGGUAUUCUUUUGUUAAUUUUAGCACUUGCCGUUCUAAGUAUUCUACUUUGCUUCUGCUAAUCGCAUUAUACGAUGUGCGAUCAUCGUGCAGACUCCAGAUUUACCAUACGAGCGGUAACGAGCGUGAUUAAUUCUUCCGAGCAACUCUAAAUGCGAUUCGUAGCCAGUGCCCACGCAUAAGAUUGAUAUACAUUGUACAGGUCACACACCUGAGAAUGGCUCAACGGAAUUUUAAUAUCGUAUAACGAGAAGUGGUUCGGAAACACAAACGCUGUUGUUGAAUCUUCUUUUCCACUGCCCUCGGCACCACGAUGCAGCGCCAAUCGGGUACGAACAAUCGACGAAACACCAGCAAGAACGUGGUUCGCUUGGAUGAAGUUAACAGUCGCCUGAAUCCUAGCCAGAAUACUGCGGUACAUGGCAUGCCGAACAGCUUGGUUCCGCAGAUUUCCAAUCCAGGACAAUCCCGGCCUAUAAUCGGCAACUUCGUUGAUCCUUACCUGACGCAGCAGCCGCGACUGCAGGACAAUUCGAGGGGACCGAUUAGACCCCCUCACACCGAGCCAGGCAUCAGCGCUGGAGGUGCCCGAAACGAUGAAGACACCACAUUUUUCCAAGGAAUUUUAACUCCGCUGACACCCACUGGCACUGUUCCAGUAUCAGCAUUGGCUAAUCAGAGCUCACUCACGCAUCAGCUGCUGACACAGAAAAGCAAUCCCAAUCCGUCGACAACAGCCGCCGGAUCACAGUCGCGCAGGAGCAGCAGUCAUUCCUUGCAGAACAUUAGUGAACCCACAUCCGAUGCGGAUUCGGAUGAUCCGGACGAUGAGGACACCAGCGCAGGGGAGCGUGGAGGACGGAGUGGGCGUGCAUCGGGCUCUGGUUUUCGGGAAAAGCGAAGGGAGGCGCACACGCAAGCUGAGCAGAAGCGCCGGGAUGCUAUCAAGAAAGGUUACAACGAACUGGAAAAGGAACUGCCACAUGAUGUGGAUAAAUUAGGAAAUCAAAAAGAUAGUAAAGCGAGGAUUCUACAAAAAUCCAUAGAAUAUGUGAAUUACCUGGAAACGCGAAAGAAGCAACAGGCUGAAGAACUGGAAAAGCUGAAGAACGAGUUUUUAGGAUUGCAGAUCAUGAAAGCGGAAUACGAGAAAAUGGCCGUGAAUAUGCGUGGCCAAGCCGAUCAGGGUGGCCAGUCGAUCCCUGACGAAGUGAAAUUUCAAGUGUUUCAGCGAAUUAUGGAUAACCUGUUCCAAACUUAUGAUGCGCGGGUGGUCACUUCCAGUUUCGCGGAGCUAUCCGGCACUGCUUUUACCUGGUUAGAAGAAUGCUGCACUCCGGCGCACAUUAAACAUAUUACGGCCGCCGUGCUGAAUGACUUCAACAAAAGCUACGCCCAGCCAAGAAAGUAAAAAGAGAUUAAAGUAUUUUAUAAUUCAGAUAGUAUUUCAUGGUCCCGGUGGUGGAAUAGCCUUAUUAUGCUUUAUAAGUCAUGUGUUUUUGCUUUGUGUGAAUUUUUCCCUUUAAAAUGAGCAAUUUGUGUGUCUGUCAUCAUAUGACAAAAUGUUCUUUGUGUAGUGUCGGUUAUUCGACACAUCAAUACCCAGCACGUGGUAAAAUUAUAAUGCUUCAAUGGCAUUGCCACGCCUGCAUUAAAAAAUAAAAA